GGGGGAGGGGAGCCGGGAGCGCCGCCCCGGCGGGAGGGGGAGAAGGGAGAAGGGGGGAGCGGGCAGCGGGAGGGAGGCAGCGGCAGCGGCAGCAGCGCGGGGCUCCGCCACGGCUCCGGCCGCCCGGCCAUGGCGCAGCCGCAGCCGCAGCCAGGCGCCCCCCGCGGCCCGGGCCCCGCGCUGGCGGCGGGCGGCGGCGGCGCGCUGCUCAUCCCGGGGGCCCUGCAGGCGGCGGGCGGCGCCCCCGGGCCCGCGGCGCGGGGCGGCGGCGGCGGCGGCGGCAGCGGCAGCGAGGAGGACUGCGGGCGGGGCGGCAGGUCCAGAUUUCUUCUGGAUGCAGCCAAACACUGGAAAAAUCUGAGCUUUAAAAGUGGUGGGGAAAAUGAUGAUGACUCUGACCAGAACUGGAAACCUCCAGAAAAUGAUCUGAUCCAGAAGUUAAUAGCACAGAUUGAAUAUUACUUCUCCGAUGAGAACCUUGAGAAAGAUGCCUUCCUCCUAAAGCAUGUAAGAAGAAAUAAGAUGGGCUAUGUCAGUGUUAAACUCCUCACUUCUUUUAAGAACGUGAAACAGCUUACCCGUGACUGGAGAACCACGGCAUAUGCACUGAAGUACUCGGACACUCUUGAGCUCAAUGAAGACAACAGAAAGGUUAGAAGAAAUACUCCAGUUCCAGUGUUUCCAAGUGAAAGCCACCCUACCAAGAUGUUACUGGUGUACGAUAUCCACUUGAUUUCUGAGCUGCAGGCUCUCAAAGAACAAGAAAAUGGAUGUAUGCAAGAAAAGAUAAUGGAGUAUCUCCUCAAAGCCUUUGUAACUUUUGGUGUAAUUUCAUCUGUUCGUAUUCUCAAGCCUGGUAGGGAUCUACCACCUGAUGUCAAGAGGUUCAGCAGUCGGUACAACCAAGUAGGAACACAGGAAUGUGCAAUUAUAGAAUUUGAAGAAGUAGAUGCUGCCAUACGUGCUCAUGACUUCAUGUGUGCUGAAAAGAAAGAGACUGGCAUGAAAGUUAUCCUAAUAGGCAUGAAACCUCCAAAGAAAAAAGUUCCCAAAGACAAGAACCGUUAUGAAGAUUGCACCAAGAGUCUUAACAAGGUUAGAUCCCUUAAUAAGAGAGUUGAGGAGCUUCAGUUUGUUGGUGAUGAAUCUUCAGCAAAUAGCUCUUCUGACACAGAGAGUAAUCCUACAUCACCAUUGUCAGGACGCAAAAGUACUGCAACAAGUACUAUGAAUAAAUUAAGCCCUAUUAUUCACCCAAACCACCAUUUGAGUCCUAAUGUGUCACCCAGAUCAAGUCCUUGGAAUAGUCCAUCUUCACUAAGAAAAGUGACCAAAAAGUCUCCACUUGCUGAAGACAGCAAACUUCACCCAAACACUAGCCCUGAAAUUCCAAGGAAAGGCACAGAUUAUUCUUCAGAUAGCAGCAUCACUCCUUCUAGUAGCCCAUGGGUACAGAGAAGACGACAAGGUCAAACCGUAACGCAAGAGAAGAGUCCAGUCAGUAGCCCCAUGCUAGCUCGCAAAAUACAAAAUGCAGACGGUCUACCUGUAGGGGUGCUGCGACUACCUAAAGGGCCUGAUGGCACUAAAGGAUUCCAUAGUGGAUGUGAAAGAAGGAAAGCUAUGAAGAAUGAAUAAAUCAUUCUUUAAAAACAAUUUUGCAAGUCAGCCAACUGCUUUUGUUCAAGCUUGGUGAAAGACUGUCAACUGAGUGACUGAAUUAAGUCAGUAUUUAAUUUUUAAAGAUUUUGUAUUCCUGUAGAGACGUUAUCAUUUGUAUAUUGGUGUAUUCACUUACCUGCAUUUUUUUAAUGUAUUUGUUUGAAAUGCCUAAGCAUUGAAACAGGCAUCUAAAACCAUUCCUGUAACUACUUACUAUUUGUAAAGCUAUGACCCUGAAGAAUAGUGUGUAGACACUUACUGUUUAGCAUUUGUAUUUUGAUAGCUAUGGUAUGUUACCAGUCUAAUCUUAAGGAAUAGAGGUUUUCAAGGCUUCCUGGCUUUGUCUCAAAAGGAACUGAGAAACUUAUCUUACAGUGAGCAGUUCCUCUCACCUUGCAUUUAUCUCCAAAGACACUAGCUACAGUUUACAGGACCAAAGUGUAUGCUUUUCUGUGAUGUGAAUAAGGAUGCUGAGCAUUGAAGAUUGUUCUGUAAGUUUUAACUUGUAAUCAGAUGGAAAUAAACUAGAACAUUAACUCA
Molecule: messenger RNA, 2202 nt
Organism: Dromaius novaehollandiae (emu)
Lineage: Eukaryota; Metazoa; Chordata; Aves; Casuariiformes; Dromaiidae
Gene: LARP6
Product: La ribonucleoprotein 6, translational regulator
Exons: 4
Coding region: 130-1638 (502 amino acids)
Biological process (GO): RNA processing
Cellular component (GO): nucleus
Molecular function (GO): mRNA binding
Source: RefSeq, a predicted model, not a curated record